Messenger RNA from Rana temporaria (common frog), 1106 nucleotides. RefSeq names its product C3a anaphylatoxin chemotactic receptor-like. Lineage: Eukaryota; Metazoa; Chordata; Amphibia; Anura; Ranidae. Gene Ontology annotation, biological process: inflammatory response; positive regulation of cytosolic calcium ion concentration; phospholipase C-activating G protein-coupled receptor signaling pathway. Gene Ontology annotation, cellular component: plasma membrane. The record is from RefSeq and is a predicted model, not a curated record. Gene Ontology annotation, molecular function: complement component C5a receptor activity; G protein-coupled receptor activity. The coding region runs from base 5 to 952 and encodes 315 amino acids. The transcript has a single exon.
CAAGAUGUCCAACGUUGGUGAUGUGACGGGACCAAACAUCUUUUACAACCAUUGGCAUUUCAUCACAGUCGUGGUUUUCUCUUUGACGACCCUCUUGGGUGUCCCUGGCAAUGCUCUGGUGCUUUGGGUAACCGGAGUGAAGAUGAAGUGGACCAUGACCACCAUUUGGUUUUGGAACCUUGCUGUGGCCGAUAUCAUCUGCUGCUUGUCUCUCCCAUUCGUUAUAGUGCAGUACUUCUACCCAUAUUGGCCGUACGGCCCUGUGCUCUGCAGGGUGAUACCCUUCUUCGCUCCUUUAAACAUGUUCACCAGCGUCUUCAUCUUGGUGGCUAUCAGCAUUGACCGUUGCAUCCUGGUUGUCCAACCCAUUUGGGCCCGAAAUCACCGAGGAGUACGAAUGACGUGGAUGACCUGCUUGGCUAUUUGGACCUUGUCCUUUGUUAUGUGUCUACCUAAAUUCCUGUACACAAAUUUCACAACUUCGAAUAACUUAACUUUAUGCAAUCCUGAGAAGCACAUGAGAGAGACCACCACUUACAUCAUUAUGGUUUUUGGUUUUCUGCUACCAUUCUUAAUUAUUUCUGCCUGUUACAUUUCUGUGGCUUUUAUAUUACACAAUAGAAGAUUUGAAGACGUUGGUAAUAAAAUCAUCAGGGUGUCUUUAGGGAUCGUAGUCGCAUUUUUCAUCACCUGGGCCCCCUACCACAUCAUGGGGGUAGUCCUGCUAUACACUGAAAAUGAAGUAGUACUCAUCCUGGAUAUGUUCUCGCAGUCUCUGGCCAUGUUCAAUAGUUGCAUCAACCCGAUUCUCUACGUCUUCGUGGGGAAAGAUAUGAAGGAUAAGAUGAGACAGUCUAUUGCAAAGUUUAUACAAAACACAUUUAGCGAACACUUAUCAAAAACAGCACCUGGGAGGAAUCAGCAAAUGGAAGCCAUCAACGUGCCUCUAUAGUUAAAAAUUCGGUGAUUUGUGCCAAAGGUCGAUUGCCAAGAUAAUUAAAGGAAGAUCUCUGCUUGAAUGUUCAGAUGGAUUUGUAGACUUUUAUAUUGUAUUAGUGAUUGUGAUCAACUGAUUGCAGGAAAUAUUAUCAGUGCAUUCUAUGGUG